Molecule: messenger RNA, 729 nt
Organism: Penicillium taxi
Lineage: Eukaryota; Fungi; Ascomycota; Eurotiomycetes; Eurotiales; Aspergillaceae
Exons: 2
Coding region: 1-729 (242 amino acids)
Source: RefSeq, a predicted model, not a curated record
AUGGGUUUCAGUGGCUUUACGAAGCGAGGCGGUAACUUGAUGUAUCUAGGAGGGCUCUGGCGUAGCCGCGGGCGCGCUGCAAACUACCUCUUCGGUAUCGGCCCAUGUGCUUUCGGUACUGGCUUAGGGAAAGCAUAUGUCCCCGAUUAUAAACUCGCCGUGGAUCCUCUCUACUCCUGGAUUUUUGAUGGCAUUGGCCCUAAUAUGCUUAUCGGUGGAAAUGGCUUUAGUGGCGGUGCCAGCGGCGACGAAAUCGACCGUGUAGACUUUAAACUAGGCUCGCCGACUGGUACAAUCAUGCUAGCUACCAGUCAGCGCCACGACGAUACCUUUGAACUUUUCAACGAAGACUCAAUGUUCCCGCUAGUGAACACUUUAGGAUCACAGUGUGACCGUGUCAGAAGUGAUAUCAUCUUUAACGAGACAGUGGGAGGAGGAGGAAUCUUUUCUGUUGGCAGUAUCAACUGCUACAGCAGUCUAUCAUGGGAUGGAUUUAGUAAUAAUGUAGCCAAGAUGACUGACAAUGUGCUCAGAGGAUUUGUGAAGCAAGGUAAGGGCAGGGCCCAAUCUCACCCUGUUUAUUGUGUACUCACCUUGCUCACCCCCGGUCGCGCGACGCUAAAGCAGCGCUCACCCAUUACUCACCCUGGCGACACCCGACUAUUUUCUGCGUUUAAGCCACACGCCGGUCAGUUAGUAGUAUGGUGGGUGACCACAUGCGAAUCCUGA